GUACUACCUCGCUCACACUUGCUACAACCGGGCGUCACUCAACGCCUGCAUGUUGCCCGAUAAGAGCAAGCGGCUAAGCUCAUAAGGGCAAUAAGAUUGAGACAAUAACUCAACCGCUACUUCUUGCUCAGCGCAGAGAGUUCAGAUCUUGUUCGAGUUCUUUACUUGACUGAGCUUCUUGGUUUCUUCUCCAUUGCCAGAGCCAUUUAUUCUCACUGUGAUGACUCGGCGCAGGGGAGUCUUUCAUUGCUGCAGACAUACCUGUGCGCUUCGCCUCUGAAGUCAACAUCCUCCAGAUCGGCAGCCUCGGCUUUAGAGCGACUCGAAAUGGAGACCCCGAAGAACGAUACACUGAGCCAUGGCAGCGACGAGGAUAGACUCAUCAGCCUUGGCCACAAGCCUGAGCUCAAACGGACAUAUAAUUUUUGGAGCUCAUUCACAGUGAUGGCAUACCAGACCACGAUUUUGUGUUCCUGGUCUUGCAAUAUUGUCAUGUUCUACUACAUAUUUACCUUGGGUGGCCCUGUCUGCCUCGUUUGGGGAACAGUCCUGGUGACGAUUGGGCAAAUCUUUGUCAUGGCGUCUCUGGCGGAAUACACUUCAAUCUGGCCGACAGCAGGUGGUCAGCAAUUCUAUACCCAGGUCGUUGCGCCGGAAAAAUUUCGACGGUUCUUGUCCUAUGUGGUUGGCUGGUGUGUCUUGGUGGGCGAGAUCUCGACAAGCAGCAGCUGUGCACUUAACAGUGCGGAGAUCGUUACCGCACUGGUCGAGAUUAUACACCCAGAUGUCGAUUGGAAGCCUUAUAUGACCUGGUUGAUUUACACCGGCUUCCUUGUGGCACCCGCCGUUUCCAAUCUGAUGCCGAGGUAUUUGCCAGCCUUGCAGAUUUUUGGCGCAUUCUUCAACAUCAGCAAUGGGAUUGUCUGGGCCAUCGUUUUCCUGGUCAUGGCAGACAAGAACAGUGCGAAAUUCGUCUUUACAGAUUUCCUCAAUACCUCUGGGUGGACGUCGAGGGGCUGGGUCUUCAUCCUUUCAAUGUACGUUCCUAUUUACGGGCUCUAUGGAACGGAUGGCGUGAUGCAUCUGGUCGAAGAGAUGAAGAACGCUUCUCGCGAUGCCCCACGUGUCAUGAUAUGGUCCAUGGUCUGGGCUGGAGUCACAGCCUGGCUAUCGGCCAUUGUAAUGUGUUUUACGGUAGGACCUAAUUGGGAGACCUACCUUGAGGCCACCUCGUCAUAUGUGGCCUGGUUCAUGGAUGUAUUGGAUUCGACAUAUGGUGGCGGCAUAUGGUGUGCCGUCAUGAUGAUGGGUUUGAACUAUCUUAUCAUCGUCAACAUGAACACGGCUGGCUCGCGGCUCGCCUGGUCCAUGGCCCGAGAUCGAGCAUUCCCUUUCUCCGACUACUUCGCACAAGUCAACAAGCGAUUUACCAUGCCGCUACGGGCUAUGGUCGGCGUCCUCGUGCUCAACCUCCUUGUUGGCUUGCUGGUUCUUGGUAGCGACCUGGCCUUCUACGCAAUUAUCUCGGGUGGUGGCGUUGCCUUGCAAGUCUCAUACUGCGUGCCGAUACUAUGCGUGGUACUGAGAGGACGACAGCAUCUUCCUCCACGACCUUACUUUGACCUUGGUCGAUGGGGCUAUACCGUCAAUAUCAUCUCUCUGCUCUGGAGCAUCAUCGUGGUGCUGUUCUAUAUCUUCCCACAGUACGUGCCAGUGGUCGGAGAGAUCGCAAACAUGAACUGGGCAAUUGCUAUCCUUGCUGCAGUCGUGCUCCUGUGCGGAGUUUACUGGGUCUGGAAGGGUCGACACGAGUAUCUGGUCCUCAGCAACUCCAUCCUCGACGACAAUGUUGUCAUUCAUGGACAUGCAGUAGUGACUGGUAGAACUGCUGCGGCAACAUAUGGACAGCGUCAAGAAACGACGAAGAAUCUUUGACCUUGACCAGUGUCGGCGUUUAAUGGUUUGAUAUGCUGCAGCUAUCGCAAGCAAAAAGACCGUCUGACCUGUUUGAGAUGAAUAUGAAUGUACUGCGUAUGCUAAAUAGACUCAAUGCGACAUGGCUUACCAGUACCAG
Messenger RNA from Exophiala xenobiotica, 2074 nucleotides. RefSeq lists its product as uncharacterized. Lineage: Eukaryota; Fungi; Ascomycota; Eurotiomycetes; Chaetothyriales; Herpotrichiellaceae. The transcript is spliced from 9 exons. The record is from RefSeq and is a predicted model, not a curated record. Gene Ontology annotation, biological process: transmembrane transport. Gene Ontology annotation, cellular component: membrane. Gene Ontology annotation, molecular function: transmembrane transporter activity. The coding region runs from base 328 to 1935 and encodes 535 amino acids.